This is a messenger RNA of Gaeumannomyces tritici R3-111a-1, 975 nucleotides long. RefSeq lists its product as hypothetical. The coding region runs from base 563 to 886 and encodes 107 amino acids. The transcript has a single exon. The record is from RefSeq and is a predicted model, not a curated record. Lineage: Eukaryota; Fungi; Ascomycota; Sordariomycetes; Magnaporthales; Magnaporthaceae.
GUGCUUGCUGGUCCACCGGCGCGCGGUCUUUCGGCGACCGGCGAAGGAGGGAGAAUGACGGCAUCCUUUUGCUCGCCUUGGUCCGUCUCGUGCGCUCCCUCCUCUGUUUCGAUCCAGCCGCUUUUUUUGCUUCUUCUUUUUUUCUUUCUAUAGGUCGUGUCUCCACAAAGGAUCGCCUUGGUCAGUCACACGCACGCGCGGGCUCCCAUGCACUCUCCAUGCACCCAAAUCGUGCACACCCAUCCGUUUGGUGCAGCGGGUGGGAUGCUGCGCUGCACCAUCAAUUGAGUCGCUUGUGUUGCUUCCUUCUAGGACCCUUUCCGUCAAGCAGCCUGUAUUUUUUCUUUUCGAUCCUGGGAUUCGUAGCGAUGAAUAAACUCGAGGGUAAGCAGAUGGUGCGAGACCGAGCGAGCGUAUAGUGGUCGUCGAUCCUCGUCGGUCAGACCAGGGUCUUGCUGGAACAAAUGGCCGGGGGAGCGGAACAAGCUGUCAGAGCCUUCGCCGGAAAGCUGCAGAUAUCCGGUGGAGAGGAAGAAAGAAAGACAAAAGGACGAAAAGCAGAAUGGAAAACGGACAAGAAACAGCGAGGCUGGAGGAAAGCCAGAAAAGGGGAGCAAGGGGAACAAAGACAAGUGACGGGGGAAAAGGGUACCCAAUACAUAUGACGGGGAACGAGCCAAGGUACGACGAACUGCACGUCACGACGCCAACAUGCGAGGGGAGCAACCAACCAUGUAUCCCACCUCGCGGCUACGGACCUACCCAUCUAUUGGGACACGCCCAGGUCCGCCGAACAUACCCUGCUCGCUUCGUCAUGGCCGUUCGGGGGCGGGCUGCGGUAUUGCCAGCCAUGCUUUCCCACUGCGCGGGUAAGGCUCCUCGUUAGAGGGAAGAGAGAUAAGAAACGCCGGCCCAGGGAAGAAAACAUUACGGGGCUUGCCGAAGCAGCCUACGACCUAAGGCCUGCCUGCCCUC